AUGCAAGGCAUGAACAUGAGCUCAAGCAGCGACGACACCGAGUGUAAAAUCUCAAUGCUAUUCAACUGGUAUACAAUAGACGCAUGUUUUCUAUCUACGGGAUGGCAGAUCAAAAACAAUGGCAUGUUCGCCGCCACCUGUAUCGGGAUUAUUCUGCUCGUCAUCCUCGUCGAGGCCCUUCGUCGACUUGGCAAGGAAUACGACACUUUCUUGACCCACCAAUUCCAGCGCCAAGCCGCCGCACUCGCUGCCAAGAAGGACAAUUGCGUGACCAGGACCGAGUCAGUGGGUCUUGGUCUCAAGUUUCGAGUGACACCUUUGCAGCAGUUAGCUCGGGCUGUUAUACAUGCGUUGACAUUUGGUGGUGCUUAUAUUGUUAUGUUGUUGGCGAUGUAUUUCAAUGUGUAUGUGAUUAUUUGCAUCUUUAUUGGUGCCGGGUUGGGAAAGUUUCUUUGUGAUUGGAUGGUCGUUACAGUUGGAGCUCCUGAAGGACUAGAAGAUAUCAAAGGCGUGCAAGAGACGACUGUAUGUUGUGGUUAA
Penicillium daleae is the source of this 540-nucleotide messenger RNA. Its product is annotated as copper transporter family protein. Gene Ontology annotation, molecular function: copper ion transmembrane transporter activity. NCBI's taxonomy places the organism in Eukaryota, Fungi, Ascomycota, Eurotiomycetes, Eurotiales, Aspergillaceae. Gene Ontology annotation, biological process: copper ion transmembrane transport. The transcript is spliced from 2 exons. The record is from RefSeq and is a predicted model, not a curated record. Gene Ontology annotation, cellular component: membrane. Bases 1 to 540 code for a protein of 179 amino acids.